GUUGGCUCAUUGGAAGAACAGAAUAAGAAAUCGGUGAAGAAGAAGAGGUCACGUGUACCGAAGUGGCAGUCGAUGAUUGUUUCUGAUUUAGCAGCGGAAAGAAAAGACGACUCUUUACAGUUCUGGAGCAAACUUGAUAAAGAGGCUGCGAUUAGUGAGCUGAUCAGGUACGCUGUUAAUGAAGAGUAUAGUCGUCUAGUUGCCUUUGGAAUGAGUUUUACAGGUUUGAAAGAAAAGAGGACAACUCAGUUUCAAGGUAGUGAUGAGUUUGUUUUUAAGUUCUUCGCUGCUGUGUUACUUCUGGCUGCUCGUGGAAUAAAAAAUUACACAGCGCAAGGAUUAGUUGAUCAAGCCGCAUCAGUUUCUCUUUUCUACUCAACCGCAACUUUCUUGGAGAGGUUGGAGCUCAAAGGAGAUAAGGUUAGAUCGGCAGCGUUAAUUGUGCUUGAUCGGAUGGAAAAGUGGACCGAUUUGAGAUCAAUUGACGAGCGUUCGAUGGAUAUUGAUAAAUUGUUUGAAGGUUUGCAGAACACGGUGAAAGAAAAGGCAAGCUUUCGUAUAUUCUGUGAAUACUUGUGCAGUAAUGAUUAUUCUUUAAAUUUUUGUUCCUGUUUUUUAAUUGAAUCUUUUUUUCAGCUGGUUGAUUGGGGACCUAAAAAAGAUCGUUUUUUUAUGAAUAAUGACGACCAUGACGUAAUCGUUGGUAAAUUGGGUAGCAUGUACGGUAAUAUGCAUAUAGCGCAACCUCCUGAAGAUUACUACAAAUAUCCCAGCACUUCGAAACUGGUGGCCGAACUUAAUUUUCCAGCUACCACAACGGAAUAUCGGGGUUCUCCAUUCACUUGUAGCGGGUUAUGUGAGACGGAUUACUUGAAAAAAUUCAAGGAACAGCAGGCAGUUGAGGCAUCCCAUUUGUUGCGUGUGAGAAAUUUUUGUAGAAAAUCUAAGAAAAUUUCUGCUGAGAAGCUGUUAGAACAGUGGGGGUGGCAAAAAUCGCUUGAAGUUCUUAUUUCAAAGAAGGUCACUGAACUGCGCCACUUCUCAUUGCGGUCGUAUUUGGAAAGUUUGGAUCCAGCCAAGUGUGCAUCGCUAGUGUAUUCUAGUGUUAUUACGGCUUGCGCUAGUGGUCAGCAGUAUAUAGUUUUUUCGCAACUUAUUCAUAUGCUAGCUUCACCAAUACUAGAUUUUUUCUACAAUACUUUCGUUCAGAGGCUCGGCAUCAGAAAAGACGAGGUUUUAGAGGAAGUAUUUCUGCGCUAUGUACAGUAUUUCUUGGACCAGAAUAUUGCCAGGAAGUGUACGUUACGUGAAUGGUGGAUGCACUGCUGCUCUAGAACAGGUGUCAAUCCUGAAUUAGCCCCUCCGUUCGCUGACUUGCAUUUUGAAUUACGCGGGGAAUUAGGAUCCUUCCUUUUAUCACUUGUAGUGAAAGCGUGUUGUUUUCCGAAAAGGUUGGAAAAUGGAACUGUUGUUAUGAAACCUGCUUUUGCCAUUCGUGAUGUAUCGCUAGAACAGGAAGAUGUAUUCGUGGAAAGUUAUAAGGCAGAUCUGGUCAAAAUGGUCCGAAUUGAUCCUGCGCUGAUGGACUUGUUUUUAGAGCAUCAAUUCGAAUGGCUCUUUUUUCCUGUUACUUUGUUGCCUAUGACGGCACCACCUAGACCCUGGAUUGACCAUGGCAGGGGAGGCCCUUCGUACAAUAGGCCUAGUGAUGCAUUUCGAAUUUUAGAAGAGUAUAGAAGAUUUGAUACGAAUUCUGAAGUAAAAAAAAGGUUUCAAACAAGGUGCUUCUUUCAGUUUAUUGUGGCUUGUGGUAGAGAAGAAAUUUUUGCAUUGUUUAGAAGUCAAGCACGACCAGUAUUUGACGCGCUUAAUGAUUUGGGUACUACUCCUUGGAAGAUUAACAAAGAAACGCUUUCAGUUUUGAAAGAGGUCUUUAAUAUGUGUGGAGAUGCUUCGAAAGAGAAAUUUUUGUCCAACUUGUCGGUGCCUUUGCGAGCUGAUACUGUUGAUAUCCCCGAUUACGUUAUGACGUUUGGUCGUAAUAAAAGAGUAGAAGAUCUUCCUAAGGAAAAAUGGAUCGAAUUUUCUAAAGCGAAAUAUCAGGCAGUUAAGAGAAGAGGGGAACUUAAUUCACUGUGGUACUGGAUGAUGUAUAGGAUCGCAGUUGCGGAAUCUUGGAAAGAUGAAAUUUUAUACUUUCCUCAUAAUAUGGACUUUCGUGGUCGUGUUUAUCCCAUUUCCCCUUAUUUGAGCCACAUGGGUGACGAUAUAAAUCGUUCGCUUUUGCUUUUUGCAAAAGGGAAGCCCUUGGGACCAAAAGGAUUACAGUGGUUGAAACUACACUGCAUUAAUUUGACUGGUAAAAAAAAGAGAGAGUCAAUCAACGCGCGAUUAAAAUAUGCUGAAGAAAUGUUACCGAAAAUGCUCGACUCAGCAAAUAAUCCUCUUGGAGGAGAACAGUGGUGGAUGGAGUCUGAUGAUCCGUGGCAGACUCUUGCUGCAUGUAUAGAAGUGCGGAAUGCUUUAAAACAUGUUUACCACCUAGGUGACCAUGAAAAAUACAUCAGUCAUUUUCCUGUACAUCAGGAUGGGACUUGUAAUGGAUUACAACACUAUGCUGCUUUGGGGAGAGAUACUGAAGGAGCGAAAGAAGUGAAUUUGCUGCCAUGUGAUGUGCCUUCUGAUGUUUACUCAGGAGUUGCGCAAAGAGUUGAGCAGAAAAGGUUGAAUGACGAGAAAAGCCCUAAUCAAAGCGUGCGAGAAGUUGCGUUAGCUUUGCGUGAAGCGAUGCCACAACCUGUGCCACGUAAAGUAAUCAAGCAAACCGUUAUGACUACUGUCUAUGGAGUUACAAUGUAUGGAGGGGUUCAGCAGAUUAAACGUCAGUUAAAAGGCCUGGAUAUUUCAACUGAGAAGUGUGUAUCAUUUGCGUCCUACCUUACACAAAAAACCUUCUCAAGUUUAGAUGAGGCCUUUGCAAAUUCCAUGAAAAUCAAAGACUGGUUUCGCAGUUGCGCCAGUGCAAUAGCUCGUCAACUUCUGCGUUCUGUUGAGUGGGUUACUCCGUUGGGUUUACCAGUGGUACAGCCGUAUCUUACAAUGGAAACAAAGUUAGGCCGGCUGGUGUUUCUUCCGGUCCCUAUUAAGCAGAUAAAUGCUUUCCCACCUAAUUUCGUCCAUUCGCUUGACUCGACACAUAUGAUGCUUACUGCACUGAAUUGUCGUAGGCUGGGGUUAACGUUUGCUGCCGUGCACGACUGUUAUUGGACACAUGCCUGUACCGUGGAUUCAAUGAAUAAAAUUUGCAGGGAUCAGUUUAUUAAGCUGCAUAGCUUACCGUUAGUAGAAGAAUGUGGAAAGGUUUUUUCUUCCUUUAACGUUCAUUGUCGUUUAAUCUUUACGUUCUUCAUAUCAAAAUAUCUUGGCGCGAAAGUUGGAAAGACGAUGCCUCCACAAAAGUACUCCGAAUUUAAGAACAUUUUUGAACCGAAGUUUGUAUUCGGUGAUUUAGAUAUUGAAGAAGUGCGAAAAUCAGUUUACUUUUUCUCCUAA
Messenger RNA from Enterobius vermicularis (human pinworm), 3552 nucleotides. Lineage: Eukaryota; Metazoa; Nematoda; Chromadorea; Rhabditida; Oxyuridae. The record is from the annotation of a GenBank genome assembly.